Molecule: messenger RNA, 1422 nt
Organism: Hypoxylon fragiforme
Lineage: Eukaryota; Fungi; Ascomycota; Sordariomycetes; Xylariales; Hypoxylaceae
Product: 40S ribosomal protein S3aE
Exons: 5
Coding region: 113-883 (256 amino acids)
Biological process (GO): translation
Cellular component (GO): cytosol; ribosome
Molecular function (GO): structural constituent of ribosome
Source: RefSeq, a predicted model, not a curated record
UUUCAAUGUUCAAGAUCCAUCCUACACGCAACACCAACAAGCCUUUUUUUUUCUAAUUCAACACAUCUUCAACAUCGUCCUUAAUUGCGAGCUACAUUGACACCUCGCAAACAUGGCGGUAGGAAAGAACAAGAGAUUGUCGAAGGGUAAGAAGGGACUCAAGAAGAAGGCCCAAGAUCCUUUCGCACGAAAGGACUGGUACUCCAUUAAGGCCCCCGCUCCCUUCAACAUCCGAGAUGUUGGAAAGACCUUGGUCAACCGAACCACUGGUCUCAAGAACGCAAACGAUGCCCUCAAGGGCCGAAUCUUCGAGGUUUCGCUAGCCGAUCUACAGAAGGAUGAGGACCACGCAUUCCGAAAGGUCAAGCUACGUGUCGAUGAGGUGCAAGGCAAGAACUGUUUGACCAACUUCCACGGUCUGGACUUCACCUCCGACAAGCUGCGAUCUCUUGUCCGAAAAUGGCAAACCCUGAUCGAGGCCAACGUCACCGUCAAGACCACUGACGAAUACCUACUCCGACUCUUCGCCAUUGCCUUCACCAAGCGCCGGCCUAACCAGAUCAAGAAGACCACCUACGCCGCAUCAUCCCAGAUCCGUGCCAUCCGCAAGAAGAUGGUCGAGAUCAUCCAGCGAGAGGCUGCUACCUGCACCCUGCAGCAACUGACCUCCAAGCUGAUCCCUGAGGUCAUUGGCCGUGAGAUCGAGAAGGCCACCCAGGGCAUCUACCCCCUCCAGAACGUUCACAUCCGCAAGGUCAAGCUCCUAAAGUCGCCCAAGUUCGACCUCGGUGCUCUGAUGAACCUGCACGGAGAGUCCACGACGAACGAGGAUGGACAGAAGGUUGAGCGGGAGUUCAAGGAACGAGUCCUUGAGGAGGUCUAAUUAUGAUGAACUCUGGUCAUGGUACGGCGUGGGUUUUUGCAACGGCAAUAGGUCUCACUUCUGAUUGCAUUCGGCGCGGCACGGCAGCCGCGGUUACAGCAGGCCCCUCAGGACAGAAAAAAAUGAGAAAGGUUAGCUGAAAAGUUAUGGGCGUUUCUCCGUUACCUACGUGAUAUACCGAUAUGUUGAUUCGUUGUCUUGCUAUUCUCAGGCAGUAGUUCAUCUGUCUCAAGUUUUUCGAUGCAUCAACGUGCAGCUCUUCCCUUUUUUUUUCUACUUUGAUACCCUUGCCAAAGAUGACUUGCCACGUGCAUAGAUAUUGGGUCAUCAAGCAUCUCAAUCCAUAAUCUUUAAUCCAUAGGUGGCUCCCACUUCCACUUCCACCCCUCCCUCCUUGAUGAGAUGCAGUCCACAAGUUCGUAGGUUAUAAGUAAUUAAGAGUUACAGCAAAUAUUAUAGGACCACAUGGACCGUGGUGUAGAAGAUGCCGGGGUUUCAUAUGAAGCAUAUUUCGGGAUUUUAUAGCUUAAGGACGAAAC